Thlaspi arvense is the source of this 411-nucleotide messenger RNA. NCBI's taxonomy places the organism in Eukaryota, Viridiplantae, Streptophyta, Magnoliopsida, Brassicales, Brassicaceae. The record is from the annotation of a GenBank genome assembly.
AUGAAAGACUUAUGUCUUGUACAAGAAGCAAUGGCUUCUAAAUUGAUACAAGAGCAUAAAACCAACAUUCUCAAUGGCCCUUUGAGAUCUAAUAGUAGUCUAUUUAGACUAUUACAUCUUCAGAGCCUAGAUCUUAGUGCAAAUAAUCUUUCGGGUAUUCUACCAUAUUCCAUUAGCAACCUAAAAUAUUUGAGGGUUUUGAGUCUUGGUGCUUGCAAUCUUUUUGGAAAUAUUCCUUCUUCACUUGGAAAUUUUUCUUAUCUCACUGAUCUCGAUCUUUCUGGUAAUGAUUUCACCAGUGAACUACCAGAUUCGAUGGGCAACCUAAACCGACUAAAAGAUUUGCAGCUUGUAUUGAACAAGCUCAGUGGGAACUUUCCUCACGUGCUGCUCAAUAUGAGCGAGCUCAUU